Molecule: messenger RNA, 2250 nt
Organism: Sorghum bicolor (sorghum)
Lineage: Eukaryota; Viridiplantae; Streptophyta; Magnoliopsida; Poales; Poaceae
Product: protein S-acyltransferase 8
Exons: 6
Coding region: 624-1853 (409 amino acids)
Biological process (GO): protein targeting to membrane; peptidyl-L-cysteine S-palmitoylation
Cellular component (GO): endoplasmic reticulum; Golgi apparatus
Molecular function (GO): protein-cysteine S-palmitoyltransferase activity
Source: RefSeq, a predicted model, not a curated record
AAGAAACACGGUUUGGUUUCGUGUUGCCUCUGGCCUCUUCUGGGCUUCUGGCUGUGGCUUUGCCCUUGGCCUUGCCCUUGCCCUGCUGUCAUCCAGUUGCCCUGCCCUGCCCUGCCCUGCCCUGCCCUGCCUCAAGAAACAGAAACAGAAACAGAGGAACGCGGGGAGGGAAUCGAAUACGAUACCUUCUCUUCUUCGUUUCCUUGUUUCGUCUUCCGACGAUUGCCAUGCCAUAUUGGUCAUUGCCGUGACCGUGAGUGACAGACAGCCUAAACUCGCUCAGCUAGGGAAGGGAAAGAAGUCCGCCACCAGCAAGGGUAAGGGCAAGGGCAAGAGCAACGCAGAGAGCCCUGUUUCGAUUCGGGACGCACCAUCCUGUUCCUGUUCCUGUUUUCCUGCUUCCAAGUUCCAAUCCAAAUCCAAAUCCAAUCCCCGGCGGAUGUGUUGUGAUAUUCUUCUAUUCUACUAUACUACUUGUAUCUGUUCCCCAUAGAUAGAUAGAAUAGAAGAUACAAGAGCAGGACGAAAUCUUAUCCCUCGAUCCAAUAGCAAGGACUCAAAAACCGCCGGAACUGGAACAAGAGCGCUCGCUGCAACUGCUUGUUGGACAGACUCUCCCGGCCAUGGCCACGCCCAAGCACAAGCAGCGCCGGGUCUACCAAGUCUGGAAAGGCAAAAACAUAAUACUAUGCGGUGGAAGGUUCAUCUUCGGACCAGAUGCCAAGGCCACCCUGAUUUCUUUCGCUCUAAUCGCCAUCCCUGUCGCUGUCUUCUGCGUCUUUGUAGCCAGGAAUCUCAUACACAUCUUCCCUGCAUAUAAUGCGGGCUAUGCAAUUCUUGCUGUCACUAUAGGCCUUACUGUUUAUGUACUGUUACUGCUCUUCCUUACCUCGUCUCAAGAUCCAGGUAUUGUACCACGAAAUUCACACCCACCUGUGGAAGAGUUCUCGUAUGAUGCUUCAGCUCCACAUGCUCUUCAGUUCCCUCGGGUAAAAGAGGUUAUGGUCAAUGGCAUGCCUGUGAAAGUGAAAUACUGUGAAACUUGCAUGAUAUAUCGGCCUCCUCGCUGCUCGCACUGCUCCAAAUGUGAUAACUGUGUUGAGCGCUUUGAUCAUCACUGCCCUUGGGUUGGGCAAUGUAUUGGAGAGCGAAAUUACUGGUACUUCUUCUGUUUUGUUUCUUCAGCGGCAGUGCUUUGUAUCUAUGUAUGUGCAAUGUGUGGAUUGUACAUCAGGUUUCUCAUGAAUAGGGGUCAUUAUUCGGUGGGGAAGGCCAUUAAAGAAUCUCCAGCUUCAUUGGCAGUCAUGGCAUAUUGUUUCAUUUGCUUUUGGUUCGUCGGUGGUCUCACUGGGUUCCAUUCUUACCUUAUUGCAACAAACAAGACAACCUAUGAGAAUAUCAAGUACAAGUACAGCAACCAACCAAACGUGUAUGACCGUGGUUGUGUGCGCAACUGUCAUGAGGUUUUGUGUACAAAAAGGAAGCCUUCUAAGAUCAACCUGAGAGCUAUUGUUCAAGAAGAACAAGAGGUAGCACGGCCACAGACCAGCCCUUCCAAUGCACCAGAAGAUGAAGCACCCCACCGUCCGCGAGCCAAGGUUGAGGAUGAUCUAGAAAUGGGCCUUGACACCCUCAAGACUACAGGGCGCAGAACAGAUGAACUCAGCAAUGAAGAAUUGGAGUCUGGAAGCAAUGGUAUUAAAUAUCGCACACCAGAUUCAAAGACUGAGAUACCUGUUACCAGAACUAAGACAGAGAUCUUUAGUGAAGUUAGGGAUCUGGACUUGUCGGUUAGUAAUGCUGCACAACCUUCAUCUGCUGAGCAAAAACAACACCCAGACGAACUUUGCUGAUGGUAUAUGAAUGUCCCUAUUCUUGGAAAGGUUUGUCUUUCUGCAUUUCCUUAUUGCAGACACCAAGUUAUUCAGCAGUGCUGUGAAUGGUUGGAUUUGAAGGCAUACGUCCUCCUUUGCCAUCUGCAUUUUAGGAUUUAGGCUGUUGCUUGAUCGAUCAUAGGAUUAUGUGUGUUAAGAUCCUCCAGUUUAUGCGGUUUAUGGAGGUCCCAAGAGAUUCUAGGAAUUGUUUGAGAUUCUUCUGGUGUGUCAAGGCUGUUUGAUUCAAAAAUUGUACAUAAUUUUCAUAGCAAUAUGAUCACUGAAAUGUAAAAUGUGUCCUCUCGGAAUGGGCUGUAGCUGGUCUUUUCUAGAACCAUCCACAUCAUUUGGUAAAUGCUCGAUCUGAAACCCAAAA